AAAGCUCCACCGGGGGCAAAAAAAAAAAAAAAAAAAAGCGGACGCCGCCUGCGCCUCGUGUUCCUCCACGUCGCUCCGCCGCUCCGCCCGCCUUGCUUGCGAGCCACAGCGACGGCUGGCCACGCGCGGCGUGUGCGUGCGUAGAGCGCGGGGGGGACGGAGGCACACGCUGGCCACCAGCUGCAGCUGCAGCGCAGCUCGCUCUCCUUGGCCAAUGAACGCUCGUUGCUGCCAGUAGCUCGUUGAUUCUCAGGAAUCCAGGAUGCCCCUAUGAAAUGCGUCCUUCACUGUGGAAAUGGAUCAGAGAAAUAUCACAUUUUGCUCUUAACAGCUUCCCAGGAAUAUGCAAUUCUUUUGGUUUUAAAAACAGACAAGAGUUAAGGAGCUGGCUGACAGAAGCAUAGUACCAUGGUAGAGAACGGUGUGCAGCUCACAUUGACCUCCACUGUCAAGACCAAUGGCAAGAUAAGAAUCAAUGGAGAAGUGCUAAACGGAUCACACCUCAAAGAGAAGCACGAAGCUGGCAGCAAUGGCGCCCUGCACCCAUCAAACGGGCAAGCAAAGCAGCCGCCGUCGCCGCCGCAGAAGCAGAAGCAGAAGCUGCUCUGCACGACGUGCGGCAAGGGGCACACGUGCCAGGCGGUGAUCGCCCGGACGCGGCAGAUGCGCGCCAUGAUCGACGCGAGGAGGCCGCACCAGGCGCACUCGGCGUUCCGCCACCUCGUCGACGACGGCCACCGCCCGUCGCUGGUGACGUACACCACGCUGCUCGCGGCGCUGACGAGCCAGCGGGCGUUCGACACCAUCCCGUGGCUGCUCGCCGAGGUGGAGGACGCCGGCCUCCGCCCGGACUCCAUCUUCUUCAACGCGCUCAUCAACGCCCUCGUCGAGGCCCGGCGGAUGGGCGAGGCGACGAACACCUUCCUCAGGAUGGGCCACUCCGGCUGCCGCCCCACGGCGAGCACGUUCAACACGCUGAUCAAGGGCUACGGCAUAGCCGGCCGCCCCGAGGAGUCGCAGCGGGUGUUCGACAUGAUGGCCUCCGGCGGCGCCGGCGGCGAGGCGGCGGUCAGGCCGAACCUGACGACGUACAACAUCCUCGUCAAGGCGUGGUGCGACGCCGGGAGGCUGGAGGAGGCGUGGCGGGUGGUGGCGAGGAUGCGCGCGUCGGGCGCCGACCCGGACGUCGUCACGUACAACACCCUCGCCAGCGCGUACGCCAAGAACGACGAGACGUGGCGCGCCGAGGAGCUCGUCGUGGAGAUGGCGCAGCAGGCAGGGCUCCGCACCAGCGAGCGCACCUGGGGCAUCAUCGUCGGCGGCUACUGCCGCGAGGGCCGCCUCGGCGAGGCGCUCCGCUGCGUCCGCCAGAUGAAGGACUCCGGCGUGCUCCCCAACGUCAUCGUCUUCAACACCCUGCUCAAGGGCUUCCUCGACGCCAACGACAUGGCCGCCGUCGACGACGUUCUUGGGCUGAUGGAGCAGUUCGGGAUCAAGCCGGACAUCGUGACCUACAGCCACCAGCUGAACGCGCUGAGCUCCAUGGGGCACAUGGCCAAGUGCAUGAAGGUGUUCGACAAAAUGAUCGAGGCCGGGAUCGAGCCGGACCCGCAGGUGUACAGCAUCCUCGCCAAGGGCUACGUGCGCGCGCAGCAGCCGGAGAAGGCGGAGGAGCUCCUGCGCCAGAUGGGCCGCCUCGGCGUCCGCCCCAACGUCGUCACCUUCACCACCGUCAUCAGCGGGUGGUGCAGCGUCGCCGACAUGGGCAACGCCGUGAGGGUCUACGCCGCCAUGCGCGACGCCGGCGUGCGCCCGAACCUCAGGACGUUCGAGACCCUCAUCUGGGGCUACAGCGAGCUGAAGCAGCCAUGGAAGGCCGAGGAGGUGCUCCAGAUGAUGCAGGACGCCGGCGUCCGCCCCAAGCAGACCACCUACUGCCUCGUCGCCGACGCGUGGAAGGCCGUCGGCCUCGUCGAGAACGCCAACCGCGCGCUCGGCUCCUCCUCCUCCUCCGGCGACCUCCUCGACGCCGACGACGACGAGGAGCCCUACUUCCCGGACAACCAUGGCGACGACAAGCUGCAGAGCUUCGAGAGAACCAAUGGCCAUGCCAAGAGUGACGCGUCACGAUCCAUGCAGGUGACAAGAGCUUCCAUGAGCUUGAAGACGGCGAGGUCGUCGUCGCCGUCGCUGUCGCUGCUCCGGCGAUCGUGCCGGCUUCCGGUGAGAUCCACGUGGCUUUGCAGGAAGCAGCUUCAGAUGCAGUGUGGAGUGUAUGGCCAGAGCAUCAGCUCACUGAAGAUGGUGUUCCUCAGUUAGAGGAGGCCAUCUUGUGUUGUUGCUCAGUAAAAAAGAAAAAUGUACACUGGCAAGAACCUGUCAAUUACAAUUCUUACUAUUUCUCAACACACAUUGGAUGAUUUCUGCUGUGCCAAGAACUCGCUUCAGAUGUCUCAAAAAUUUUGGAAGGAAGACUGGGAAAUAUGUUUAUGUAAGAUAGCAAAUGUAUGUUGAUCAUGGACAGCUUGUUUUCCAAAACACUGAUGAUAUAUGGUAUGUCUAGUUCAAUGAA
This is a messenger RNA of Oryza sativa Japonica Group (Japanese rice), 2572 nucleotides long. Its product is annotated as pentatricopeptide repeat-containing protein At5g25630. The record is from RefSeq and is a predicted model, not a curated record. Gene Ontology annotation, molecular function: protein binding. NCBI's taxonomy places the organism in Eukaryota, Viridiplantae, Streptophyta, Magnoliopsida, Poales, Poaceae.